UAAAGUGUUACCAAAAUUCCUUUAAUUUUUCCUCCAUUUGUGUUGUCUUGUUACUUCCUGUUCUGUGUUCCCAGAAGGCAACAAGUGCCCCUGACGGCUGGGCUCAGUGUGGGCUGGAACUCAGCGUUCAGCUCAGAGCCCAUGGUGAUCAUGUCCCUUUAGCUCAGAGCCCAUGGUGAUCAUGUCCCUUUAGCUCAGAGCCCAUGGUGAUCAUGUCCCUUUAGCUCAACUUAUAGUCCCAGUGGAAACUCUCAAUUCGUCCCUUUAGCUCAACUUAUAGUCCCAGUGGAAACUCUCAAUUCGUCCCUUUAGCUCAACUUAUAGUCCCAGUGGAAACUCUCAAUUCGAGGUGGCACGUGUAGAGCACUUACUAAGCAGACGUGCCGUUUUCCGUUUUACUGUAAAGAUUUACAUUUAUUCAUUUGGUAGACCCGUUUGUCCAAAGCGACAUACAGCAAUACAAUAACAUUUUAGCUAUUAAAUAACAUCUGAAGCAUUUUAACAUUUAAGCUGUUAAAUAACAUCUGAAGCAUUUUAACAUUUAAGCUACAUAACUACAGCUACAGCAAUAGAAUAACAUUUAAGCUGCAGUGCCUAAAUGUUGAAUAAAUGAGACCAUAGUUAGGAAUUACCACUGCAUCUGACAAUACGAGUACUAGAGGAGUGCCUACAGUUUUGUACAAUUGCUUAAACACUAAAAUCAAAAGUAUCCCAUAGAUAGCGAAACCUUACACUCAAGGAGCAAAAUAUCAGCCCAGAUUUGCACAACUACAGUAUAAGCACAUUAUCAGGCCCACAGAUUUUGUGAAACACUACACAUAUUGAUUUACAAAACACUAAACACGUUUCUCUACUUUAGACACAAAAAUCUCAGAUAAUGUCUCCUCUUUGCAAUUACAAGGCACUAGCUUCCAAAAUACUCACCCAUGAACCAAUUGAUCAAACACAACUAUCGGCAGGGUGGCCAGUGGGCACAAGUCCUGGCUGAAAUCAUGACAGGGAGACUGAAGACUAGUUGAAGACUGAAGAACAGUCUUCCAACACCAAGGAUUCUUUAGAAGUUGUUUCACAAUCAGUCAGGCGUGGAUGAUAAGACAUACUUCAGAAUGCAAGAUCUUCUUUUAUAUUUUGAUUCUGUGUCAGGAACAAAAAAGAUAAAACCUGCAUGCAAGGUAGCAGUCAUAACAAGCCAUGCCUGGGAUGCAAAUGCUACACUUCUAGCAUAUAUAAAGACCCUUUUGAGGCAACCAGCAGCAGAUGUGCAGAGAUGUUGGAUUUGAACACACUCAUACAGUGGUGGAGGCUGUCAUGCUGCACACGCAGGCUUCAGUACGGAGUUCAGUGUGGGCUUCAGUACGGAGUUCAGUACGGGCUUCAGUACGGAGUUCAGUGUGGGUUUCAGUACGGAGUUCAGUGCAGGCUUCAGUACGGAGUUCAGUGUGGGUUUCAGGGUUUUGCUCAUGGAUGCCUGGACGGGGUCAGGAAGAGCUGGGUUGCCCAAUGACUGGUUGCCCUCUACCUUUUGAGCCUCCGCUGAAUUGUCUUGUUGGAGACAACAAGCAUCUGGACAUUCUGGAGAAAGGAGAUGGGAAGGUCCUCCCUCCUGACCAGAAAGAUACACCCCCGGAGUCUGAGAACAGCGCAUCAGAUGACACAGAGGCAUCAAGUGCGGGAAGCUCAUCAGAGGAAGAGGUGGAAGAGGAUGAGGAAGAUGAGGAAGACGAAGAGGGACAUACAGCAGAGAGUGAUGAAGGCGGUGCUUAUGACACAAGACACGAGGAGGCUCCGGACCCAGAGGCUGGGGAAAAGCAAAAUGGUGUUUAUGGAAAGCCGUGCUGUGAAAAGUGCAAGGCCAUUCAGAAUCAUGAUUAUGAAGUUGUUACACCACGGAAAAUAUCCAGAGGACAUCUGCAGUUGACCCUGGCGUGUGAGGGGACGUACGAGUGCGCAGUGACCGGCCUGGUUUUCGAGGUCUCCCAGAGCGUCCGGAUUAAAUACUGCGUCCUCUCCUGGAGCAAGUUUGGCUCGUUCCUGAAGGACUCCUGGAAGUUUGCCGGGCCCAUCUUUGAUGUGGACUGCGACCCGGCCAUCCUCAAGUCCAUCCAGUUCCCGCACUCCCUCUGUCUGGCAGAUGAGGACAGCGAUGUGACGUUUAGCGUCCUGCAUGUGAAGGACAGCAAGCCGCAGAUCGAGCCGUCGGUGGACCACUCCGGCAGCCAUAUCAAGUGGACGGUGACGUCCCUGUCCCCCGUGGGCCCCAUCGUCCAGACCAGCCGGCCGGCGCAGCACCAUGGCGUCGUCCUCGUCUACAAGGAGGUGGGCCAGCAAGCCUCCUACUCCUUCAGGGUCUACCUGGCCUCCAACAACGACUCCGACAUCAAGGACAUUCAGAACGCGGUGCGAAGGUCCAAUAAGAAGUAUGUGAAGCUGGAGAAGCCCCCCACCUGUCAGCGCCUCCUAGAGGAGAGGAGGAAGUAUCGCCUGACCAGCGACCCCGAAGGGGACAUCACACCUGCAGAUUUCCAGUUCACGCUGGACGUGGUGAAGAUGAAAGGCUACUUUGAAGUGUUCUUCGAGCUGCCGCCCCCCUUCAAGCUGUCUCUCAUAGAGGUGGACUCGGACCAGCCACUCUGGGCAGCAACUAUCAGGGAAGGUGACUGUGUGUACAAGUGUGAGGAGAAACCGAAGAGGAAAGCAGAGAGGCGGAAACGGAGCACCAGCACAUCAGAGGAGGAGGUGUCCAAUAAGAGGCCUCGCUGGGCAGACGAGUCAGACGGAGUGAGGUCAGUGAGGGCGACGACACUGGACGUGACGGACCAGCAGCUGAUGAAACUGGCCAAGUGCAUGGGCAAGGAGUGGAGACAGGUGGCCAUCUCGUGGCUGGGCCUCAGCAUCCUUGAGCUGGACAAACUGCAGUCCGGCGAAGAUGACCCCAUCAUGCAAAGGUUCCGCAUGCUGGACAACUGGAGGAGGAGGAACAAGGGCAAGGCCGGCCUCGACCAGCUGCACGACUGCCUCAACAAGGACGACGUGCCCACUGAGGUCCGAGACUGCCUGGAAGACAUGCUGCAGGGUAACUGUAGCAGUUGAGUGUGCUGCUGGACUUUUGGACUGGACUUUUGGACGAGAAGGUCCAUCUGCUGGACCACUGGACCAAACACAAGGGACCAAAACACACCUCCGCCUGACCUUUCCGUUGGACACUGUGUGUGUGUGUGUGUGUGUGUGUGUGCGCGAGCGUGCAUUACUUAACCUACACCAGGCAAAAGAUGCUUCCUUAAACUGACCUUUUAUUGAGUUUUUCAAACCACCUAUUCCCUGAAAAGAUCUUUCAAAAGGUCCAGGCUCCCUACAGAGCUACUCAUUUCAGCCUCUGGGUUUUUACCAGGGACAGUGCUGUAGGUCAAACCAGCUCUGGGAGGAUUUGAGAAUCCAAACUUAUGUUGACAAAAUACUGCAGAGAUGUCAGUACGGUGCUGCAGUCAGUACUGCCUGUGGAAAGCCUUGCCUACUGCCGUGUUGCAGUCAGUACUGCCUGUGGAAAGCCUUGCCUACUGGCGUGCUGCAGUCAGUACUGCCUGUGGAAAGCCGUUCUGAACCAAAGGUUCUGCAGUCAGUACUGCCUGUGGAAAGCCAUUCUGAACCAAAGGUUCAACUUGAUUUUGUAUAUUUGGAAAUGUUUUCCAUUCAUGUUUUUGGUUGAUUUUUUAAUGGUUUCAUUUCAUUUUAUUUUUUUAUAACAACUUUUUAUAUGAAAUUGUACAUAUUUGUUUACUCAUGAUGUGAUUCCCUGGACCAAAUAUGUCCAUGUCAUUUGUUAGUUGUUUGUUUGUUAUCUUUUUCUAUCUGGUUUAUCUGGUGGUACCUGUUGAAACUUGAUGGAGGUUGUAUUUGGCUUAUUGUCUGUUAUAAUAAGCUCUGGUCAGUAGAAUGGGAUUGGAAUAGCACUUCCUGUACUGGACGAAGGAUGAAGUCUAAGUGUAGCUCUCCAGGGAGCCAGACUGGUCCCUGAGCGACUACUCGCAGUCUUGACCCCUGUGAAACGUGGCCCAUUUAAACACGCAGCCUCCGCAGUACGGACUUAACAGAUAAGAGGAUGGGAGGAAAAGAGAUAAGUAUGGCACAUUGAAAUGAAUCAGGGCCAUUAUUACAGUUAAGCUCUCAGGCACAGCAUGCACACAUAAGCUUGAAGGGAGUCGGAGGAGGAGGCGGUGUGGCUGGACCCACCUACUGUAGCACGAGACUGAGUAGCCAGAGGACUAAGGGUUAAGGGUCAAAGGUUAAAGGUUAAAGGUUGGGGGGUGGGUUGGCGUGGGUCCAGGCUUUUUUAUUAUCUGGAAAUCAUUCUGUUUACUGUAUGCCCUUAAGCCUAUGAGUACAGAAGCCUGUUUAGUUUGACUGAAUGAAAGAAAUGAUCAUGAAGUUCCUGCUGUGGUAACCCAUUCCACGGAUGUUUUAGUCAGCCGUACUGACAAAUGUCUUCAGGAGCAACUGCAGGACAUCUCAGGCCAAGGUGCAGAUUAUGCCCUUGAUUUGUACAGUCAGAUCAUGUUUACAAUGGUGCAGACCUCAGCUCUCUGUGCUUUGAAGGUAUGCCAUAGUGCAUGUCUUUUUUGUGUACAAAUCCUUGCACUAGUCCUCAGUCGAAACAGUACUCAUGUUGACCGUAGCCUUUGAACUGAAUCCUUAAACUUGGAUCGUUGUGGAAUUUCACUAAUGUAGCAUAAGAUGUGGCUGAAUAAAAGUUUUUUUUUGACUUGUCAUAUAAAACAUUAAGCCUUAAUUACUGCUGAAAAAUACUUUAUUGUAAACAGUCAAUAAACGGGGUUUUAAA
This is a messenger RNA of Alosa alosa (allis shad), 4834 nucleotides long. RefSeq lists its product as uncharacterized. Gene Ontology annotation, biological process: signal transduction; regulation of DNA-templated transcription elongation; mRNA export from nucleus. Bases 1258 to 3090 code for a protein of 610 amino acids. Gene Ontology annotation, cellular component: THO complex part of transcription export complex. The record is from RefSeq and is a predicted model, not a curated record. NCBI's taxonomy places the organism in Eukaryota, Metazoa, Chordata, Actinopteri, Clupeiformes, Clupeidae. Gene Ontology annotation, molecular function: protein binding. The transcript is spliced from 17 exons.